GGCAUUUGCUUAGUGCUCAUAAAUCUCCAAAAUGCCCGACAUAAUGGGCACAGCGCUAAUUGGCCUCAUUGUCUUCGGUCCCUAUACGCCAUGAAAACUUUCGUUGGCUUCUCAUGGCUGUCGGCUUUGUAUUCGUUGGCGGCGAUACCAAAUGGAUCUGGUGUUGCUGCUCAGAACAAUACGCCCAGUACAUGGCCGCUUCACGACAACGGCCUGAAUGAUGUCGUACAAUGGGACCACUAUUCCUUCAAGGUGAAUGGAAAGCGUCUUUUCGUUUUCUCCGGAGAGAUUCACUACUGGCGUAUCCCUGUCUAUGAGGUUUGGGAAGAUUUGCUGGAGAAGAUCAAGGCAGCUGGCUUCACAGCUUUCGCCUUCUAUGGCAACUGGGCCUACCAUAGCGCAAAUAACCAGACCUUGGACUUCGAGAGCGGCGCGCACGAUUUCACCAAACUCUUUGAGAUUGCGGAGCGCGUUGGCCUCUACGUCAUUACCAGGCCUGGUCCAUAUGUCAAUGCUGAGGCUAAUGCCGGAGGUUUUCCAUUAUGGCUCACCACAGGUGCUUAUGGAAAGCUACGCAACGAUGACCCAAGGUAUAUCAAGGCAUUAGAACCAUACUUCUCCGAGUUCUCCAAGCUCACAUCUGAGCAUCUCGUGACCAAGGGUGGAAAUGCGCUGGUUUACCAGAUUGAGAACGAGUAUGGAGAGCAGUGGCAAAACAGAGACAAGAAGAUUCCAAACCCAAGCGCUGCAAACUACAUGCAAGCACUGGAGGACAUGUCACGAGUCCACGGAAUUGAUGUUCCUCUUAUUCACAACGAUCCCAAUAUGAACACCAGAAGCUGGAGCAAGGACUACGCACCUGGUGCUGUCGGAAAUGUCGAUGUUGCUGGUCUCGACAGCUACCCGUCUUGCUGGUCUUGUAACCUUGACGAGUGCACGGGUACUAACGGAAAAUACGUAGCAUACCAGACCAUCAACUACUAUGAUCAUUUUAAAAAGGUGUCUCCAACCCAGCCAAGCUUCUUCCCAGAGUUCCAAGGUGGCUCAUACAACCCCUGGGGUGGACCGGAAGGCGGCUGUCCCGGGGAUAUUGGCGCUGAUUUUGCCAAUCUAUUCUAUCGGAAUCUGAUCUCCCAGCGGGUCACAGCUAUUUCCCUCUACAUGAUGUUUGGAGGAACAAACUGGGGUGCCCUUGCAGCUCCAGUCACAGCUACGUCCUACGACUACAGCAGCCCUAUCAGCGAGAACCGUGAGAUUGGCGCCAAGUUUUACGAGACCAAGAAUUUGGCCUUGUUCACUCGUGUUGCGGAUGACUUGACAGUCACCGAUCGUCUGGGAAAUUCUACCUCGUACAGCACGAACUCGGCAGUUGAGGCUAGCGAGCUCCGCAACCCCCUUACCAAUGGCGCGUUCUACGUUACCAUUCAUGCUACGUCUUCCUCGGCAACGAGAGAAUCGUUCAAACUCCACGUCAGCACGUCGGCCGGUAACCUCACCAUCCCUCAACAUGGCGGUUCUAUCGUUCUCAAUGGCCACCAGUCUAAGAUUAUUGUCACCGACUUCGCGAUGGGCGACAGUAUUCUUACCUACUCCACUGCAGAAGUCCUCACAUAUGCUCUCAUUGAUUCCCAACCAGUCGUAGUGCUAUCGACUGGCGUUGGCGAGUCUGUUGAGUUCCACGUCAAGGGCACUACAAAGGGCUCAGUUGUUAACAGUGGUGCAAGUUCAAACGCCACCUUUUAUGCCGAAGCCCAGGGUAUCACGACCAAUAUUCAGACUGUAUCUGGCAUGAGCGUAUACCAGUUUGACAAUGGCGUGAAGGUUGUUGUGGCUGAUAAGCCUACCGCUUACUUGUUCUGGGCUCCUAAUCUAUCAAACGACCCCUUUGCGCCUGUUGACCAAUCUGUCUUGGUACAGGGACCAUAUCUAGUACGCCAUGUAGCCCUCGACGACGAUGUCCUCGCCCUAAAGGGAGACAUCAUGAACAGCACUGACAUUGAAGUCUUUGCUUGUGCCAGCGCUAAAACUCUUUCCUGGAACGGAAAGAAGCUAUCUACCUCUCAAACCUCAUACGGCAGUUUGAAGGCACAUGUCACCGCCUUCAACAGUACUAUCCAGCUGCCCUCUCUAGAAGACUGGAAAGUCAACGAAGGUCUCCCAGAAAAGGAGCCCGACUACGAUGACAGCGGUGCUGCAUGGGUCGUUGCAGACCACCGUACCACUCCUAACCCUACGAAACCAGACACGCUUCCGGUUCUCUACGUCGAUGAAUACGGCUUCCACAAUAGCUUCCACCUCUUCCGCGGCUACUUUGACGGCUCGGCCACUGGCGUCCAACUCUCUGUCCAAGGCGGUCUCGCCUUCGGCUGGAGCGCAUGGCUCAACGGCGAACACAUUGGCUCUUGGCUUGGCAACACUACACUGGGUCGAGCCAACGCAACGCUCUCUUUCGCCAACGCAACUGUCCACUCAAACAGCACAAACGUCCUCCUCGUCGCCCAAGACAACACCGGCCACGACCUCCGCGGCGGCGCCACCGACCCCCGCGGCAUCCUCCGCGCCUCCCUUUCCGGCCCCGCAAACUUCACCACCUGGAAAAUCGCCGGAGAAGCCGGCGGGGAAUCUGUGCUUCUCGACCCCGUCCGUGGCCCCUUGGCUGAAGGCGGCCUCGUCGCCGAACGCCUAGGCUGGCACCUUCCUGGCUUCGAUGACGCAGACUGGGCUUCUGCAUCCCCUUCCACCGGCUUCUCAGGCGCAGAUAUCAAAUUUUACCGCACCACCUUCUCUCUAGAUGUCCCCGCCGAUGUCGACGCUUCGUUUGCAUUCAUACUAAAUGCAUCGGCUGCAAAGACGAUUCGUGUCCAACUUUUCGUGAACGGGUACCAAUAUGCGCGGUUUAACCCGUUCGUGGGGAAUGAAGUCAAGUUUCCUGUUCCGCCUGGUAUUCUGAACUAUGGUGGAGAGAAUGUACUGGGGUUGAGUGUUUGGGCGCAGGAGGAAGAGGGUGCGAAGGUGGAUGUGAAGAUGGUGCAGGAGUUCGCAGUGGAGAGUAGUUGGGCGUCGAGGUUUGAUGGGGAGUAUUUGAGGCCGGGGUGGUCGGAGGAGAGGCUGGAGUAUGCCUAGAUGGGUAUGGAUGUAUGUUUGAUAUGUUGAUGCUGUAACGGAUCUGUGCAGUGUCCAAUGAUCAGUUAUGAAUGUCAUG
Bipolaris sorokiniana ND90Pr is the source of this 3202-nucleotide messenger RNA. RefSeq names its product glycoside hydrolase family 35 protein. Gene Ontology annotation, cellular component: vacuole. Gene Ontology annotation, biological process: carbohydrate metabolic process. Bases 91 to 3123 code for a protein of 1010 amino acids. The transcript is spliced from 4 exons. Lineage: Eukaryota; Fungi; Ascomycota; Dothideomycetes; Pleosporales; Pleosporaceae. Gene Ontology annotation, molecular function: beta-galactosidase activity. The record is from RefSeq and is a predicted model, not a curated record.